This is a messenger RNA of Macroventuria anomochaeta, 877 nucleotides long. RefSeq lists its product as uncharacterized. NCBI's taxonomy places the organism in Eukaryota, Fungi, Ascomycota, Dothideomycetes, Pleosporales, Didymellaceae. The record is from RefSeq and is a predicted model, not a curated record. Bases 196 to 762 code for a protein of 188 amino acids. The transcript has a single exon.
UGUGCAUCAGCAGUUUAUGCUGACCAUGGUGUUGCGGUUCUACGUACGGAGAUACCCUUCUACGACUCCUAUUGCAGCAUAUACACCUUUGGCAACCGGCAGGAUCGGCACUCAUGUAUCGAAAGUUUCAUCCAUCGGAUUCGCUGUUAACGAGUGCAUGUGACAGCAGUCCGCCUCGCGACCGUCGCAGAUUAUAUGGGACAUGUGACAUCGCAAGCAUCUUCAGCAAACGACAUGACGCGUACGAAUACCAAACUGCGACGCUGCGCGACUACUUAUAGGAAUCGCAACUACCUACCACUACCGGUACAUUGCUUCGAGUCAUCACGGCUACGUUUUCAUGACCGAACAUAUGUACACUUUCCUUCGCCUUCCAGCCAGUCGCGACAUCAGCAUCCUUGCGAGUUUCACCUACUGACAUUUAUAACAGAGGUGCGCAAUGUCAUAUACCGCAUCGCUUGCAACUCUGAAGCGAGCAGCCUUGAAUAUGAUCGUCUCACACUCAGAAGAAAGGGCGACACCGGUCAGACUGACAGCUUCUUCAAGCUCGCUCAUGUGAACGGACAAUUUCGAAAUGAAUAUCUUCCCCUUUACUUUCAAAGUCGUUUGUCUUGUAUACGGUACGUUGGCAUGGCCGCAUACACACAAUACUUUCUGAUUCCGCAUCAAUCCAUUGGUGACACUGUUACAUUGGAUAUGGCUGGCACAGCAGCAACGUUGUCUAACGACAAAGUCGACAUGCAUUCUUUCUUGAUUUCGUAGCAAAGCACCCUCAAAUCAACGUGGAUCUCGCCUGCGAGCAUUAGUAUGAAGGCUGCCCGUGACAACCAGGUCACUCCUCCCCACCUGACCACCUGGUGUACACCAUAUAGCACCC